AUGAAAGGCUUUAACAAAAAAACUCUUCGAAUCUCUCGAGGGUAUUUGUACACGUACUACACGAUCGAUGGAGAUAAAUCGUUGCCUACCCUCUUCUUUCAGCACGGCUGGCCAGACAAUGCGGAGUUGUGGAAAGAUGUUGCAUAUCCACUUCGUGUCACAAAACACCCUAUAAUUGUUCCUGACCUUCUUGGAUAUGAUGGUACUGACAAACCUACGGACCCAAGAGAGUAUGCAUGGAAUAAAUUACUCCCUGACCUAAUCGAGAUUGCGGACAAGGAAGAUGCGCAUAAAUUGAUCUCAAUUGGCCACGAUUUUGGUUCAGUCUGCGCCUCCCAUCUAUAUUGUUACUACCGAGAUCGAGUGGUCGGCUUAGUCAAUAUCAACGUCCCGUACGACCCCCCCAGUCGCGAGCCAUUCGACCUUGACGCUUUUAAUGCGUUUACCCAGCGCAAAUUUGGCUACACAUUCUUUGGAUACUGGUAUCUAUUCACUGCAGAUGAUGGCCCCCAGGUUCUUCAGAAGGAUCCUGGCCGCUUAUACGAGGUGCUUCACGGACAAGGCGAAGACAAUCUGAAGAAAUUCUUCGGCGUAAGAGAUUUUCUUCGUAACCAUCUCCUCAAUGGUGGCCUACAUGUUCCAGUUCGCCCGUACGCCCAGGAUGAGACAGCAAAGCAGGCAUUCAUCGAUCGAUUUAACCGUGACGGCUUCGAUGGUCCACAAUGCUGGUAUAAGGCUAGAUUUCUUAACAUUCAAUACGAAUGUGACAAAGAUCUUCCUUUAGAUAGAGAUACGGUCAAUGUCCCAGCAUUGUUUCUUGGUGGAAAAGAUGACUCAAUUUGUCGACCUGAGAGUAUGAUCCCCCAUAUUCAAGCAGGGCUACUGCCGAAGCUUGAACAGAGGGAUCUUUUCGAUGCAGGUCAUUGGAUGCCACUAGAAAUUCCCAAUGAGCUGGUUCGGAGUAUUGAGCAGUGGUUGAAGAAGAACUAUACCUAG
Molecule: messenger RNA, 996 nt
Organism: Bipolaris zeicola 26-R-13
Lineage: Eukaryota; Fungi; Ascomycota; Dothideomycetes; Pleosporales; Pleosporaceae
Exons: 1
Coding region: 1-996 (331 amino acids)
Molecular function (GO): hydrolase activity
Source: RefSeq, a predicted model, not a curated record